AUGGCUUCACAAGCAAGCCGCAGGACCUCUCUGAGGCUCGAUCUGUCCCAGGCCUCUCUGCUGGAGUCGCCCCCGGGCAUCGCGGCCCUGUUCCUGAUCCGUUUCGACAUCAAGACCGGAUAUGUCAUUGCUUGGAAAAAUUCGCUGCCCGGAGUGGAACUCGAAGGCGCCGUCGAAUACAAAUCGCUCCCGUCAGGACUGCACAAUGUGACGGAUGAUCUUGUGUAUUUCGUUCACGAACAGUAUGCGGGGAUCAGCGCAUUCGUCAAUCAGCCGGCGGAGGAGGCAGAGCGCAAUGCAUUGAUGCUGGCUGUCGGUGUCCUGGUGCCUUUGAGCUACGGGAGACUAGGCAAGAGCUGGAGACACGCAGCAGGCCUCAAGGAACUAGCAAAGUUGGUAUACCAGGCAUGGAAGUCUAGGAAGUGUGCCGAGGAUGUGUCCGAUACGCAGCCCCUGGUCGACUACUGGGAGAAGCACCACAUCCUGGAGGAUGAAGCCAGAACACUCACAGAAUCUCCGCCCGACUCUCCAGCAAUCUUGCGACCAAAAUCAAACGGAGAUCGUCCGGAUACCCAGCGACGGGGCCGUACUAGCAGUGAGGCGACAGCAUUGGAAACUGCCAGGCCGGUCCUGGCACCAUUCCAUCCGGCUCUAUCGCUUCCCGAUUUUAUAGAUGCUUUUGGGCCUCUGGUAUUCCCAUUAUACAGAGCCUCCUUGCUGCGCAAGCGGAUUCUGUUUGUGACCGAGGCUCCAGUCCAGACAUGCUGUGAUUAUGUAUAUGAUCUCUCUGUGCUGUCUUCAUUACCGCAGUCACUUCUUCCACUGCUCCGUCCGGAAGGAAUUCCACCUCUUCGACCUCGUCCUCUCUUCAAUGUCGGUGUCCAUGAUAUACCCUUCCUUUCCACUUUUGCGAAACAAGGAGCGGGAUCAGAGGUCCAGCCAAGCUGGAUCGCUUGCACGACAGACAAUGUUCUAACCAUGAAAUCCGAACUUUACGAUAUUUUGAUUACUCUACCUCCCUCGUAUUCUAAGAAUGCGGCGCAGAAGGUGUAUCCCAAGAUUUCUGUCUUGGAUGCACCUGCAGAGGCACAGAAGCCCUCGAAACAGACGCCGUUGAAGGCAACGCAGCGAGAUGCGCGUCGCUUCGUAACGCUGAGAGAGGGCCUUCGUCGACUUCCCCGCAACGAUGUCCCACCAACCGGACCUCAUGACGAUAACACGGAUGCGGCGUCUACCUUCUCGUCCGCUUCAAUUGUUGAACCAGUGUCAUGGCCCCGACUGGCCUAUACAUCCUUCAUGUGGUGGGCAUCAGCGGGAGAAAAGCGCACCGGCAUUUCGGAAGAAGAAGAGGAACAGACCGAGCAGGACACGAGCCUCCUAGCCAGUGUGGAUUCGCCCACAGGCAACAUAUCUCAUCAGAGUGUAUAUUCGGAAGAGAACAAUCAGCCACAAGAAAUAGCCUUAAUAGCAUAUUUCCGUCGUCUGACCACGCUCAUCUUCACCACACUUUCUGACGCUGUGGCACGCCAAGAUGCUAAGGACGGCAACGACUCGGCAGAAGCAUACCGAGAUGACCCUGAUGAUAAUGAUGCAGAUGCAGAUGCGGAUGCAGAUGACGAUGAUGGUGCAGAAACAGCCCCAGCAGGCUCAUCAUACCAGGAAGAUGAUGCGAACGAGCCGCUACUUGGAUCAUCAGGUCGCAACGCGGCAGACUCACAGCGCCAAGAAGGUGAAGAAUCAAAAGCACCGGUCUUGAUCACAGCAUCCGACAUGACACAAAUGGGUCUGGAUGCCUGGAGCACGGCCGACCGCGUCUUUGUCGAAGAACUGCUGCGUCUGUGGUGGGGUCGGGAAGCGCGAGUUGACGGGACGCGGAUCCGAUGCUGUGGGAUUCCUAUUCUGUAG
This is a messenger RNA of Rasamsonia emersonii CBS 393.64, 1905 nucleotides long. RefSeq lists its product as uncharacterized. The transcript is spliced from 6 exons. The record is from RefSeq and is a predicted model, not a curated record. NCBI's taxonomy places the organism in Eukaryota, Fungi, Ascomycota, Eurotiomycetes, Eurotiales, Trichocomaceae. The coding region runs from base 1 to 1905 and encodes 634 amino acids. Gene Ontology annotation, cellular component: lipid droplet.